CUUUCUGAAAUUCUUUACUAGGUCAUUACCAUGCUCGCAGAGCCACGAAGGGCGUCGCCGGAAAAUGCAUCAUCCACACUCGCAACUCUGCCGUCUCAUUCACCACUCUCUGCGUCCCUUCGCCGUCAGUUGGACUAUUCUUAUUUGCAGGAUGAAUCAGCCGUUUUCUUAUCCAAAGAUAUUGAGAAACGCCUCUUAAUAGCUCUCUCUCAGGUCUUUAGAGAAAUUCAGCUUUGGAUACAUGAGUUUGAUUGCGAUUCCGAUACUAACUUUAGCUUGGAACUGGACAUGAUGGUGGAAGUACCUGCUCGCAGCAGCAAAUGUUCGGCUGACUCAAAGCCACUUCUUGGCGAUCACGACUGCUUAACUGGAAUUAUUGGUGACUUGGUACUUUUAUUAUCAAUUGAAAAAUAUGUUCAACAUUUAGCAGGCAACAUUCUCGUGGUUAUCUCUGAUUACAUAAUUUUGUCUGGGAGCAAUUGGGAUGAUUUUAUGCAGUCAUUUUGUGUUUGCUUGGAGUUGGUGAUUUCUAAUGCUCUUCUUCAUUCUUUGGAACAACAAACUAAAAAUGGCGUGGUUCUGAAUUGUGUUAUUGCCAUAGCCUUGAAACAGAAAAUGAAAAAUGCAAAUUGGUCUUCAGUGGCUUGUGUCGUUCAAGUUUUGCGUAAUAUAUUGAAACAUUUGAAGCGGGAUUUUGAUAAUCAACUUCUUGAAGUAUACUUAGAUUCAGUUGGUUCCUGUCUUUCAAAUGUACCUUGGAAUUCAAUAAAUGACCUUCAUAUCAGUCAGAAUGGUGAGGCUUUAAAAGUUUUGAGUGGGGAUGCUUUAUACACUAAAGCAACACAACUAGAUGCAAGAGUGGUGUUUUAUGGUACUCUUGUUCAGUUUUUCUGUUCCUUGGUUAAUCAAAGUGGCCGGGUGGAAACUGCUGGUGGAUCUUUCAAUAAGCACCCAGUUCUUCAUGAAAUCAACAAUCUUAUCCCUAGACUUUUAGCCUGGUGCCUCAGCAUUGUGGAUCAAAAAAAUGCAUCCUUGUCUGAGUACUUCAGACACAAGAUACUGAUGCUAAUGAUCAGGCUUAGUUCCCAAAACCGUUUGAAGUGUUCUCUUCUUUCCUCAUGGUUGCAACUUAUCCACAAGUACUUUGAAGAUCUUUUGCUUCUACCAGUGACUCCAACAGAGUUUCAGCAGGACAGUCUAGAAGGCUCUCCCUUUUUAGUGGGUACUACUUUUGCCAGAACGCAUAAUAUGUCUUCUACCCAUUUACAAAGAAGAAAGGAAGGGUUAUCCGAGCUUUAUGGGUGGCUCCGACAGCAUCUACCAGCUGAAACAUUUGUGGGCUAUGAAUUCUAUUAUGAAAGAUGCAUUGGCUUUUCCAUAUCCUUCCUUAGGCUAUUUAUCCACGAGGAUGAUAUCCUGUUUGAAGUGCUCUUGCAACUGUUUUAUGUGCCUUUUCAUGCCAAUCUAAAGGUCUGCCAAGAUAGGUGCGCCUUUCAUGAAAUGAAGGAUGAUAUUCUUUUUCACAUUUCAAACCUUUUCAACCCCUUGCACUUAUUUCAUCUAUUUCUUGCAGAGUUACACUAUGAUCAUCAAGUGCUUCUUGAUUAUCUAAUUUCAAAAGACACAGGAGCUAGUUCUGCUGAAUAUCUUUUGAGGUCUUUGCGGGUUGUAUGUGAUUCAUUAGAUGAAUUUUUGGAGUUCAAGGUGGAAGGGAAAUUUGCAAAUGUGAGCAAUAUAUAUAAGCUAUCUAGGAAGAAAAGAAGAGUUCUUGUGGAUGGUCCAGAUUUCCAGGGACAUGUAACCUCUUCAACAGUAAAGAGCACUGUUACUCCCCGGUCACAUGGAGACCAGUGUCAAAAAGGCCUUAUGCAUGCAAGAAAGCGUUGUAAAACUAAUAGGCUACCAUUUGAGUGUGCCAAGAAUUGCUUGCUUUCACUGAAAAACUCCUUGCAAAAUCUCCACGAGAAGAAUUUGUUCCCAUAUAAUCCAGAAGUGCUCCUGCGACGUUUAAAGAGAUUUGAGGAACUUUGUAUCAAGCAGUUGUCUUAAGCAGUAGAUUAACUUUCAUAAAAUGAAUGAAUUAUUCCUUGAGGUCUGUCAUCAGACCACCAUCAAAUUUUUUUCCUUGGUAGCUCGUCCAGGUUCAUGUUCUGACACCUGAACAAAAAGCUUUCCUCAGGAACUGGAAUUCAUUUGGAAAUGCUCUUCCCUAGACUUAUAACAGGUAUGUUACAGAUUCUGAUGGCUUCUUAAGUGCUAACCAAUCUCUAAUUGUAGCCUGAAAUGUUACAAAUCAAGUAAAACAAUUGCUGUUGCAACAGAGACAAUGAAGUUUGUCCAUGGCUUGGAUGCUUAUACGAAAUGUUUUGUACGAGUUUAAUUCAGUUGACGUGUUUUCAUAUUUAACAAGUAUCAAUUAAUAAAUGUUGAUUGAUUUAAUUGAUUCAUUGGCUUCGUGUGUAACCAUUUUGGACGUUUUGUUUUCAUCUAGGGAAGAAUGCUAAUGCAUAUUCUCACCUGUAAUUCAUCUGCCCGCAAAAGAAAAGUUUACUUGGAAAUUUGAGUGAUUACCCAGAUUGAAAUUUAGACUUCUGAGGCCUUAACGGGAUUUCUCCAAGUGCCCAAGUCAUGGUAAACUAGGCAUGCGGAACAGUCCUGUAAUGGGAAUAGAUGAUGAUGAGGGGCACUUCCUGCGGAGAUUGCAGUUACUCGGUGAUCGUCAGGUUGCAAAACUAUAGAUUUGGACUGGACUUUACCAUCUUUGCCACUCACUUCUACCAGCUCGACUUCAUUUGUGCACACUUCUUUGAGGUGUUGGGUUUCUUGGGCGGCUAUGCCAUCAAUUUGAGUCGUUACUAGAAGGAGAGUAAUUCCUGGUGGCUGGAGCCUGGAGGUAUUGAAGAAGACGGCAAAAAUCACCUGACAGUAAUUUAGCCUCCUGACGGAACACAGAGUCUCAGCUAGACAGUAAGAGAGAGCAAGAGGACAAGGGCAAAGGGCCAAGAGCUCCUAGCAGGAGCCUAUUAGGCCUGUACAAGACUGAGUCUGAACAAACUCUGGAAACGAGUUUGGUUGGAUGACCUUCGACACUGUGUUGGUAGGGCAUAUGCAUCCAAUCUCUAUUAGUUGAGGCAGAUGUGCCUUGACGGAUACUUGGUCUUGAUCAGUUCCAAUCCAGUGGCUCUCUACUUGGGACUUGUUAUUGAAUUUGAGGUGGAGCUGUCCUUGGAGAUAAACCUGGGACCUGAGCAGGACCAAGGAUUUAAAGCAGGAGAUUCUUCUGCCCUUUUGGGACUAUGUUAGUUGUUAGAGCCACUGGUUGAUGGCUUGAGUCUCAAGUAGAGAGCGACUGCUAGACUAGGUUCCUACGUGUCCUAUCAGGAGCCGAUUUUGUCAGUAGGAAAUUGCCACGCGUGGGCCAAAAAACAAAUCUUUCUGACUUCCAAAUAAAAUCAUCGAGUGUGACCCUUUUGAUCUCACUAAACUUUCCCUUUUCUAUAUGUAUUAAUUUCUUGGGGUGAGGCUAAAUAAGAAUCAUUUUUAAAUUGUUCCAAAUGAAACUGACGCAUUUCAUUUUAAA
This is a messenger RNA of Diospyros lotus (date-plum), 3580 nucleotides long. RefSeq lists its product as uncharacterized. Lineage: Eukaryota; Viridiplantae; Streptophyta; Magnoliopsida; Ericales; Ebenaceae. The record is from RefSeq and is a predicted model, not a curated record.